GCUCGCCGGUUCACUCAGUCUGCUGGAAGAUUCCAUUGUGAGUGGGUUUAAAAAAGUAUUAGCUCAGUUAUAAAAAUUGUUUUUAAGUGUUAUUCAACGUUUAUUAAUAUUAUAACAUUAACAUAUCAAGAAAGAAUAACUCAGUGAAAUCGUGGACCAAGAUAACCUGAUGGCAAGAGAAAAAUCAUGAGAAAAAUGUAAUGCUGGAAUAAAUAUAUAUUUGUGCGCGGGGGCGGAGUUAAAGUAGUCACACACCAAGAAACUUAAAUUCAAUUUCUUCAAUUCUUGGCUUAUUUCAUAUUUUUUAUAUCUUUCAAUUUUUUCAUCAUUGUACUUCUGGUUUAUCAUCUUCUACAAUCACACAAAUCAAGAGCUAGUAAUAUAUAUCCUUGAAUAAAGGAAGUUAUUCGUAAUCCUACGGAGCCUUCGGUUACCGUUAUAUGGAGUUUCUACUUUUGUAUAUUGAAACACACUUCGCCCACCGUUUUACAGCAGCAGUAAACGUCAAGGGAUAGUAAUAAGUAACAACAGACAAGAGAAGUGCAUAAUAUUGUUUAUGAGCAAUUUUCAAGACAAAAAAACCAACCAGAUAAGACCACAAAAUAAUAAAAAAUUCUCAAACAUUAUUACAAGACAGAAAAAAUUCAAAGGAAACAAAAAAAUAAAAAGAAGAAUAAAAUAUAAUUAUAUUUCCAUUAUUGUUCGAGGUUGAUUUGUUUUUUUUUUUAUCUUUCAAAUAUUAUUUUAUACUGAUUUAGCUUCAUUUUUUUUUAUUUGAUGCCAUUACAUCAAAACGUGCGGAGCUUAAAUCAGCUGUAAAAACACGUGUACUGAAGGUUGACACAAAUAGUCACAGCUGUCAAUAUUUCAAUACAAUAACAAAACAAAAAAAAACGUCAAGAAAAAAAUUGAAUAAAUGGUUAAUACCCAUUUUUUUCUAAACUUUUAUCAUCAGCUUAUUUUGUGAUAGACUUACUAAUUAAAUAUAUUUGAAUUAAAUUUGUUUACUAUAAAAACAAAUAUUAAAUUAAAAUCUUGAUAGAUAAAAUUAGCUAUUUAAAAAAUAAAGAGGAAGAUUUGCAAUUAAAAUUUUUUGCAAAAAUAAAUAGUAAUAACAAUAUAAAUUCUGUGCUGUGAACGAAUAGAGAUAAUUUUUUAAAUAAAGUGGAAAAGUACGAGAUGAUAAUAGACAAGUUCCCAAGAGGCGAAUAAAAUAAACCUACAAAAAUAAGUAGAAAAAAAAACAAUACCCAGUGAAUAAAUAGGGUAGCUUCAAAAUAUCUCACUGAGAAAAUUUAUAUGUUAAUAUAUGCAAAUAGUCAUUGAAGAUUAUAAGGCAUAUAAAUAUCAAGGUUUUAAAAGAAGCAUAUGUCUGAAAUAGUGUAUAGAAUAUACAGAUGACAUACUUGAAAUGAAUUUUUAGUUUUUAAACAAAAAAAAAUUGAUUAACAACAUUAAAUCUACUUGAAUAUAAAUGACAAAAUAAAUAAUUAAAUUAUACAUAAAUAAAUAGAAUAAAUUUGCAUAAAAACUAAUCUAAAAUAGAAGAGAUUUUUUUGUUGUAAAAAUAAAGAAAAAAGGCAUGUACAGAGAUAGAAAUAAAUCGUCAGGAAGUGGUUCGUCGACAAAAGGCGACGAAGUAGAAAUUGUCAGUAAAUUUUUGGCUCCCCUGUGUGACCGGGAUGAAACUGCGAGAAAUAUUGCUCUUGCCGCAGCGCAAACCACCGUUGAGGGUUGGCUUGGUGGUGUUGCUGAACCAAAUCAUUGUCAGGAAGAAAUAGAACGAAUGAAAAAUUCAAGAGAUGAGCAAAUUGUAAAAUUCAAAGGCCAAAAUGGCAGAUAUGACAUGAGUAUUGAGCGUACACCGACAAAAAUUGAUGAAAAAUAUCAAAAUGAUAAUCAAAGAUAUCAAAUAAAUCAAGUUAAAAAUAUUCAUGAUAAUUUUGGAACAGAAAGUUUUUUUCCUCAGAGUGUAACAGAACAUUUAGCCUUUCCAUGUGAUAGUAGUAGUAAUCUUGAUUGUAUCGAUAAAUAUCAUUUAGAAUCAUUUGAUUGUGUUGAUGGACGUACAAGUAAUAGUAACACUUUACCUUCAUCAACAAAUAAGGAUAGACGUCAUAUUAUGGAUAGAGUCGUUGAUAAUGUUGCACCAUCAAAUACCACAUCAUUCGACGAGGCUAAAGGUUUGAAAAUUGAAAAUCGUGGUAAAAGAUUUAAUAGAGAUAAUGAUACAAGGUUCAGUUCAAGUGGUGAUAGUGAACGUAAAUUAUUAUAUUAUUCAUCGAGUGAUAAAAUAAAUGAAUUACAACAAACAACAAGUGAUGAUACAAAACAUCGGUUUUUUAGAAACAAAGGAGCUAGACAAAAACAAUUAGAUGAUGAUGAUUUGGAUUCUGAUACAAGAUUAUAUGGAAAGAGUCCAAAAUUUGAUGAUAAUAUGGGAAAUUUUGGGUAUUUUGAAUCAAAUUAUCGCAGUUAUCUUUCAAGCAGUGAACCUGGAAGACGUUCUAUUGAUCAAGGAAUGAGUGGUUAUUUUUUUGACUUUGAUGAAACAUCACUUAAUGAUGAUCAGUCAACUAAAACAAAAACAACAACAACAAAUAAUCCUGAUGGUGUUGUAUUUAAUACACUUGAUGGUUUUGAAAAUGAUUAUAUGAUUGCAUCUUAUGAUGAAGUAUUGGAAACUAUAAAUUUAGAAUGUACAAAUCCAUCAAAUGACAAGAUAAUUGAGCCGUCAAGAUGUUACGAGUCAUCAUUUCAAGAUCACUAUUUGCGUAAUAAUGAUGAUAGAAAAUUUACUGCUGGUCAAACAAAACGACCUUUAUCACAAGAUGAAGAUGUAUCAUCUAAAAAUGGUCGGCUUCUCAAGGGUCCAGAAGUAACACCUGGUGAUGUUGGUAGAAUGCUUAAUCUUGGUAAUGCACUCGAUGGUCCACGUCAGCAAACACAGCCCAAUAAAUAUUUGAGCCUCGUGACGAUGCAUCUUCCGGUUAUUCUUCGGCUGAGCGUUAAUUGUCCAUUCCAAAAUGUUCGUAUCAAGUGUAGCGAGAUUUUACAACUGGUCAAGGAUCGAGGGCUACCCGUUCCAGUACCUACAUUUGAUGGUCCAAGUACAUUUGUCCCAACAUCAGAGGUGAGUUUUACUCUUACAAAUAUUCAUGCUACUGUAUUCCCCCUUUUAAUCGAAUUUCACUUUACGAAAGAGUCUAAAAACAGCGAAACUAAAAAAAUUAUACAUCUGCCACACACAUUUAAAUGCAAUAACACAUUUUGUUCGGUCAAAUUAAAUUUAAAGAAUAUUUAAAUUGUGUGAGCCAAGUGUUAAUUAUGCAAAGUGCGUAGCAUAUUAAGGGCUUCUGAAGGCAUCUACAUAGUCAUGCUAUUAUGCAAUAGCGUGACCAAAGGUAUAGCAUAAAUAACUUAGAAGUCAGGAAUGUCAACGCUUCGUGUAUUCUAUUUUCUUUUUUUUUUAAUCGUCAUAUUUAGCUUUUAUCACUUUCGUUUUGCUAGAUUUAGGCUGUAUAUUUUUUUUUCUGUUUAAAAAUGACCGCUAAGAGUAGAUCUCCAAAUCACAUCUUGCAAAAAAAAAGAACCCACGACAAAUUCAGUCAGUUAUAAUUAUACACUUCUCGCAAAGUUCUCGUUAAAAAAUACUAAAGCAGGUUGCCAAUUUUUGUGGUUUAAUGCACGGUUAAUUAAUACAUUGCAAAAAAAAAAAAAUUAGUUUCAUUUAAAGAUAAUAAACUCGGAAACACAAAAUAACUUAUAAAUUCUUUUAAAUAAAAUUGUACACUUUGUAUUUGUCUCCGCGUAAUCUCCAAUUUAUUUUAAUCAUAAGCAAUUAGAGCUCGUUCAUGUGGGUUUAGUAACUAUCUAUGAUAUAUAAAUGUUCAAUGCAACUUUUAAUGAGGUCAUGAAAUCUUAUUUAUCGACUGUGAUAAUUGAGUUCUCGGUAGAGUUAAAAUAAAACUUUUCUCUUGAUCAUACACAGGAAACUCAGCAGCUGUUAGCAGUUUUUUUUUAAAACCUUUCAACUGAGUGUACGUAAAGUAGAGUUCUAGUUUGCCACAAGUUAAUCUAAAUUUAUGAAACUUAAAAAUUAUUAAUUUAUUUUUUCACUAAGCAAUAAUAGUAGAGAUGAAAGAUUGCAUUACUAAUAAUAAAAAAAAAAAAAUAGGUGACUUUUUGACACGUUCAGCUUGGCUUGCUUGAUAACUUGUGACGUGUUUACUACCUUGUCCCAACGUAUUUGGCAACAAGCUUUGACAUUCUUGAUUUCUCAAGUACUUUAAUUUUGCUAUUCAAGUAUUCAUGUCUUGCUUUUGGCACUAAUAAAAUUGUACUGCCUCGUUGAAAUGCACUCGUCUGAAAAACCAAUUUUGUUAGCUUUAAUUAUUUUUUUACACCAAGAUAUUUUUCGGUGUAUCUGUCUCUGAAAUUUUUUUGAUUAAAUAUAACUUUUUUCGUAUAUGUAAUUCAAUAAUUUUUUCAAUUUGAAAUACUAUUUUUUUUCAUAGUUCUCAUGCAAAGAUUUGUGAGUUUAUCUAAAAAUUUUUCUCACAAUAUUUUUCUGCUUUUUUUGUAUCUCACUGAGAGGAUUACAACGUAAUCUUACAGAGUGCUGCAAAUACUGAGUCAAGGGAAAUUCCUCUUAAAGGUUUUUGAAUCAAACUGGAUGAAUAUAUCUAUAGACUUGAGUUUGUUAACAAUUUAUAACUAUCUUUUCUAUCUCAGCUGUUGCGUUAUUCAAUUUUACCACCAAUUGAAACAUUCAAUAAAUUUUUUUUGCUUCUUAAAAUCUAAAGUUUUCAUUGUAACAAUACACAGAAAUCGAAAAAAGUUUUUUUUACCCCUGAACGGUAGUUAUUUAAUAAAAUAUUCAUAAAACAAUAUUAAACUGACUGUUAUAGAUUAUUAUCCUUCGAAUGAAUAAAUACUUGAAUAGUAAAAUAAUCAAUAAAGACUUGAGACCCUCCGUCAAGUGGAAUUCGUUAUUCGACAUGAUCCCUUUCAGCAAUUACAAUUAAUUGUCAAUUCUAUAUUUAAACGAUCCAUUCAUUUGCAAAAAAAUAGUGAAACGAAAAUUCUAUAAAUAUAAUUCAUUGUGAAAAAAAAUUAGUGGCAUCAGUUCGACCUUUAUUGAAGACAGGUAAGUGAAAUUUAUAUUGAAUCAUAUUAAAAUAUAUAAUACUUAAUUUAUAAUACGAAAAAUAUUAAAUUUUCUAUUUACAAAAAACUCAUGGUAAUAUUGAUUUUCGAUAAAGCAAUAGACUGUAUUGUUUUAUUUAUAAAUUUUGAUAGUUAUUUAUUUUUAUCGGUUUUAAUAUUUUAAAAACAACUUUUUUUUUUUUUUCCUGUUCAUAUGUCAUAUCAUGAUAAGAAUAGCGACUCAAGUCCCAUUCGAGUAUAUCCACCAAAAUGAACAAUGCUCGUGAAAUAUAUUUUUGUGAAAAUGUUGCCGGUCGUAAAGUCAGAACAGCAAUGACAAAUGUUGACAAAUAGAGUUCUGGACGAAAAUAACAAAAAAAAAAAAAAAUUUGUACAUCACAUAUCGCUUACGAUCUUCUCUAGAGACAUUCACGUUUACCUUCAAUUUUUUUCCCCCCAUUUUUUAUUGGAAGUGCUCUCUUGUUGAGGGUUGAAAUGGAGAAAAAUACCACAUUUCCUGAAGCAUUUUCAAAAGAAUCAUGACUAACGGUUGGUAGAUUUUUUUUUUUUCUACUUCUGUAUUGAACAGGAGAGACAGAAAUUCAUAUUUUAUGUAUUAACAAAAUAAGAAAUGAAAUGAUAUAUGAAAUACAUAGCAUAAAAUCGAUUUUCCAAGGCAUUUGCGAUACUUUUGUGUUUAUAAAUUUGUUUGUCUGGCGCAUAUCUAACACUAUAUUUUAUAAAAUUUGUUUUAAAUCAAGUAGAAAGUGAUAUAUACUUGAUUUUCAUUUCAAGAUAAAUUACAAACUGAACAAACAAAACUUGAAUGGUUCUUUUGGUAAAGCUUUUCAAACAUUUUAAUGAUGAUGUUGAUAAUUAAUUAAAAAAUUCCAACUGUUAUUAUAUAGUUUGAGGUUUGUUUAUUCAUCAAAAAAGCUUGAUGACUUGUGACUUUGUGGCUGGUGAUAGUAUUUGAGUUGAAUUUUUUAUUUUCAUUUGAAAACCACAAAAUUGAAUGAAUAUAAAAGAAAAUGAAAUUGAAUAUAUAUAAAAAGAGGUUUUCUUUUUUUUUUCUGCAUCUUCAAACGAAUAAGAUAAUAAAACUAUACAUGUUCAGGUAUAUUAAAAUUCUACAGAGAAUUUUUAUUAUUGAUGAAAAAACCUAACAUAGAUAUUGAGAAUUUAUUUUCUUCUUGUUACUUGAGAUUUUUGCCUCAUUUUUUUUCUUUCAUUUCCUUCAUUUCUAUUUGAACAAAAAAAAAAAAAA
Molecule: messenger RNA, 6415 nt
Organism: Aphidius gifuensis
Lineage: Eukaryota; Metazoa; Arthropoda; Insecta; Hymenoptera; Braconidae
Exons: 5
Coding region: 1583-3304 (573 amino acids)
Source: RefSeq, a predicted model, not a curated record